GGAUCAUAGAAGAAAAUAGAAAUUUAAUUUUGCAUUACACAAGAGGGAUUUUAAGGGGUUUCUUCAGCAGUGUUUUCAGCGUGUUUAUGCGCGCGUUUGGAUUGGAAGCGGGGAUCAAGUGUCAUUUUUCUUUUCUAAGCACCCGCAUACUUAUCUGACCACUUUUGCAUUUCGCUCAAGAACAAUGGUGUUUAUGGUCUCCCGCGUGAAUUGUAAUCAGUCUGAAUGGUCGGGCCACACAGGUACACGGCUCGUAAAAGAUUAUGUUGUUCACUAUCGAUGACAAACUCACGGUCGUGAGGUCGUUAAAUUUGUGAGUUAAAUUACGAUCGCGCGACGGCGAAAACGAUUUAGCUGUCGGCUAAAGUAUCAAUAGUCCUGGACGAAAUCACACGUUUGAUUAAAUAAGAUAUUCCUCUUUUAAAAAUAAAUAAAGAAAGACUGGAGAUAUACUGAGAGAUCCCUCACGCUAGAUCCCUCACGUGAGAAAGAAGAGUCGGAGAAAAGAAAUGUUUGCUCUUGUUCCCGCUGAAUGGUGCAAGAUUGUGAUAUCGUUAUCGAAUGCAAUAUCAUAAAAUCAUCGGGAGAACGCGCGACUCGCUUCAGUUUCGCUGCAACACGAUGAUGAUCAGCUUCAUCGUGAUUCUGUCGUUCGCUACUAGAGCGAUCUCCUCCUUAGCGGUGCAGGGAUCGUUAUCAACGCUCGAAGACGAAACAGUGUCAAUUAAUCUUUAUGCGAAUAAAUCCGACUAUGGUGUUGGCGAAUUGCUUAAAAAAUUGCACGCGGUAACGCAGAUUCGUCUGGCGAUAGAUCUCGAUGGGAAAAUCAUUAAUAUUCAACAGGCGUGGCAGAAUAUUAAUGACGGAGUUAGUCACUACCAAAAUUAUUUCGUGAUGAGCUUCAAUUCAAAAGUGACAACUUCGACAAACGUCGUCGAGCCUGAAAUGCCAAGUCACGCGAUAAAUGCUGCGUUAUUAAAGAGAUCUGACUCAACAGAUAAAAAAAUUAAAAAAACUGUGCUGAAAGAGGUUAUUUGCAAGAUUUUACGCAACGAUGUUUUCGCAGGAAGCAUAAUUUCUCGCGCCUGCAACAUAAAUCUGACAUCGAUAGAUGAGAUGAACAAAAGUAAUUUGAACAGAAAUCGCGAUAAAACACUUUUGAAAUACAACGCUGCAAACGGAAAUGAAAUUUCGACGAAAGCAGAAGUACAAUUUUUGAGUCAUUCUACAUCAAUGCCGUCAGACAUUGGCAAUAGUAUUAAUGUCAAGGAGAAUACUACUACUAUUACUAAGAUAUUUCCUCUUGAUAGAGACCCCGAAAUAAAUGUGGCUACAAAUCAAGUUAAUAGCAAGAACAUACCGUUUCUCGUGUCGAAAGAAACAGAACAGCUCAAAGCUAAAAAAAGUUAUUUUAUGGAGCAAGAAACGGUUUCAAAACAGAAAGGUGUCGGAAAAAAGACAUUCGGGACUGUUUUAUCUUCGACGAAUGACCUUGAAAGCCGGUUUAAUAUGUCAAAGAAUAUUUUAGCUUUUACGUCAGACAAAAAUAUAACAACUUCUGUAGCAACUGAAAAAGCUCAUACGAAUGCGAAUGCGUCACAUGUGUUAUCGCACGAGAAUGUCGCAAAAACUCCAAGGAUUUUCUCUCGCAGGACAUUCCAAGUACUCGUUCCUUGGAAUAAGGAUCAGCAUAUGCAAAAUCAGCUCCAUGUCUUGAAGAAGAAUAUUGCAGUUGAGCACUAUAGCGAUAAUAUAACGGCAGAAGCGACGAAAAGAGACGGGACGUCAGCGAUAAAUGAAAUAUUGGAAGCGGUGGAUCAAGUCUUGCCACAGGAAGAGUCCUCCAUGGAGGAGGUGCCGUCGAAAGGAUCGAAGGUGAUCUCCAGAGCGUUUUGAUAUCAAAUGGUUCGAGGAAGAUGCACGGAGUGCUUUGGUCGAUCUUUUCUAAUAAGCACGUUCUUCAUGAAAUAAUUUUAAACACACGCACAAUGAUUGGUAUACAUCGUAGAACACAAUUCAAAAAUUUACCGUAGAUGGAUAAUCGAAAGGAUUUCCCCUUCUUAUGCGGACGUUCAUACGAGGCGAAAACUGUGUGUGCUUAUUGUGCAAUGUAUUAUGUAAUUGGCUGCAAUUUGAGCGAUCGGUGAAUGUUCGUAGAAAAUUGCGUGACGACAGUCUCAGGUCGUUCGCACGAACGAAGGAUAAAGCAAUCAGCAUUGGGUCGCUGGAAAAGGCUUGUUUCGUGUUUGUUGGAUAAAGGUGGAAACGCCGCUGCACGGUAUCCGAACGUGGGUCGGUUAAGAUGAAAUAAGAAAAUUAUAAAUAAAAUCAUUCGCGCGGAAAUGGCUGAGGUGCAAUUUUUUCUGUAAUUGACGGCCUAUACGACAAUUUCCAUUGGUUGCGAGAACAUCUCCUAUCUAUCUAUAAUUAUUAUCUAUUUAUAAGUAUAUCUAUUUAUAAGUAUAGCGGCUACUCACAUGGAACCUCUGGAUACCGUCAUGUUCAGGCCAUUGAGCACUAAUUUCGUAGACUCGUAAUGCUUUACAGCGUUCCUCACGACGAUAGCCUCCUGUUGCACCAUCUCGCGAAACGGAGAGGACUGUUCGCUCAGCGACGAAACUGCGACAGAAAUUGUUCCAGCCCCGUUUAAUUCGAAAUAACGUACUCAAACGGAUUGGUCUGUGCAACUUGUGUGACAAAAAAUCCUUCCCACCCGUGCAGUGAUCCUUCCUUUUCUGAAUUCAACGUGCUUUUAAUACACCACGAUUUUGCAAAUAAUUGAGUGAGUAAAUUAAUGAGUAAACAUGAA
Molecule: messenger RNA, 2809 nt
Organism: Harpegnathos saltator (Jerdon's jumping ant)
Lineage: Eukaryota; Metazoa; Arthropoda; Insecta; Hymenoptera; Formicidae
Exons: 2
Coding region: 562-1896 (444 amino acids)
Source: RefSeq, a predicted model, not a curated record